AACUCAACUAAAAAUAAUAAUAAAAAAAGAAGAAAAAGAAGCGGAACAAUGGAGCUAACUCCUGCGAGUGUUGUUUGGUGACAGUUGAAGUCGAACAAAAGACGGCUAGAAACGCGGCAUGGCGUCGUCGAAGCUUGUCUCGACGAAUCCGGAUCUUCCACGGGACCCUUCUUCUUCAUCAUCUUCGUCUUCUUCUAUAUCUCCCCUUUCUUCUCUUCUCUCCGAUCUGCACCCCAUGGACGACCUCCUCAAGUCCAUCACCCCCAAUUCCGUCGACGACUUCUGGAAGGGGAUCGCUGCCGCCUCCACCGACAAUGCCGGCGGCGUGACCCUCGAGGAUUUCCUCACCAAGGCCAUCCCCGUCACAGAGGAAGACGUCAGAGGUGCUCCUCCUCCUCCUCCUUCUUUUCUCCCCUUCCCUGCCGAAGGCUCUUCCUCCUCCGUUGAGCCUUUCGCUAAUAAUGGCGUUGGCAGCGCGCCCUCAAACUCGGUUCAGAAAGGGAAGAGAAGGGCCGUGGAGGAACCGGUUGACAAGGCAACGCUUCAGAAGCUGAGGAGGAUGAUCAAGAAUAGAGAGUCUGCUGCUAGGUCCAGGGAGCGCAAGCAGGCUUACACAUCUGAGCUUGAGUAUCUGGUUCACCAGCUAGAGCAAGAGAAUGCGCGGUUAUUAAAGGAAGAGGCUGAGAUGAGAAGACAGAGGAAAAAGCACGUAUGUACUAUCUCUUUGAGUGCAUCAUUCCAAUUGAGGUGAUGCCUAAACCGAAGAAAAAACUUCGGAGAGUAAAUUCAGCACAAUCAUUGUGAUCUGUUUGUCAUCACUCAUGGACAGACUAGGCUUUGUGGCUUGGUGUAGAUAUAAGGGGGAAAGGUUUGAGAGAUUGCAUGCCAUUGCAGGUUCUAGGAGUUACAUUGUAUAGAGAAAGUAAUUGCAGCCAAAUAAUCCAAGUAAUUUGAUUCAACCUGAAAGUAUUCUAUUGAUCCACUGCAUGUGGAAGAUCCAUAAGAUCCAUGGUUCUGGGUGGGUUUUGCCCGGAUUAGGCCUUGCAGGGAAAGUCGAAAUAAGAAUUUGUGUUAACUUAUGCAAUUUGAAUGCCAUCCUUGCUUGAUUUGGUGGGGGAUGAGGUACAGCAGGCGAGAGGAAUGGAUGAACAAUGAUCGGUAGAUUCGAUAUAAACUGUUUUAGAUUAAAAGAUCACCUAUAUGCCACAUGAUUCAUUGUGACAAAUUACUUUUUUUUAGAAGUAACAUGACUUGUGAUUUUAUUAUUUUAAGCACUCAUAAUAGUUUUAACA
Messenger RNA from Glycine soja, 1292 nucleotides. RefSeq names its product bZIP transcription factor 12-like. Gene Ontology annotation, molecular function: DNA-binding transcription factor activity. Gene Ontology annotation, biological process: positive regulation of DNA-templated transcription. The record is from RefSeq and is a predicted model, not a curated record. Lineage: Eukaryota; Viridiplantae; Streptophyta; Magnoliopsida; Fabales; Fabaceae. The coding region runs from base 119 to 751 and encodes 210 amino acids. Gene Ontology annotation, cellular component: nucleus. The transcript has 4 exons.